This is a messenger RNA of Brassica rapa (field mustard), 7839 nucleotides long. RefSeq names its product transcription factor TCP1. Gene Ontology annotation, biological process: regulation of secondary shoot formation. The record is from RefSeq and is a predicted model, not a curated record. Lineage: Eukaryota; Viridiplantae; Streptophyta; Magnoliopsida; Brassicales; Brassicaceae. Gene Ontology annotation, molecular function: sequence-specific DNA binding; DNA-binding transcription factor activity. Gene Ontology annotation, cellular component: nucleus.
AAAGCCUCGCCUAGGUGAGCUUAAGGAUCUACGUUACAACAUGUACUCUUCAAAACCCUAACAUCUAACUUAUGAAAAUUGAAAAGUAACUUCGAAUUACAACACUACUCAUAUCUAUUAAUCUUAUAAUUUCUUACUCUGCUCUGCGGUUACUUUCUAUUAUCUUGACCGCUUUUGCAAUUCACAAAGCCCUCGCCUAGUUGUCUCUUCUUCUCUCCAGUUCAUUAGCAAGAAUAGGUUAGUAAUCAACGAUAGGUUAGUAAGCAUAUAUAUAUAUAUACGUGCUUGUAGCUUCAUCAAAUAUGUUUUCAUGUACUAACUCUAUCAUAAAGUAAGUACAAUUGGCUCAACUAUAUCUGUAAAGUGGUUCAAACAUAUUCGAUUUACAUUGGAUAUAAUGGUAGUUGUAUAGAACUCCGCAAUACUAAAUGGUGUUGAGCUCUCAGCCAAUAGAAAAGGUAGUCCAUAAUCUGAAAAACUCAAAAACCUCAGUAGAUAUGGGCAGAACCGGCUCUAACAUUUAUGAAGCUAGAAACAAUAAAGAAAUUUUGGCCCCUUAUUCUUUUAUUGAUUUUUUUUCAGAAAAAAAAAAUAUUGAACGAUAAAACUAUGAGCAAUUCUCUCAAAUAUUUUCUUUUUAGUUUUUAUCACAAAAUAACCCUAAAAAAAAAUGACCAAAAUAACUCACUUUUCUUUUGAAAUUUUUAAUAUUUAUCUUUUAUUUAUACUUUUUAAUAAAACUUAUUUUGGUCAUUUUUUUCAUUGAGAGUUAUUUUGUGAUAAAAACUUAAAAAAAAUGAUAUCCUAGGGAAUUUCUAUAAAACUAUUAUAUUAAAUGAUAUUUUAAAAAUAAGUGUUAAAGAACUAUUUAAAAUUAAAUUAAGUUUAUACUUAUUCAUUCAUUAAACUUAUAUAAUCAAAACUUAUAAUUUGUAGUAACAAUAACCAAAAUCCAUUCAACAUUUCUAUAACAUAAAUAAUUUUCAAUACAAUCAUGUGAGAAUUGUUUUUGUACAAUAAAAAUCAAAUGUGAAAUUGUUAGAUUAUAUGCAGUUUACGUGUAUAUUUGUUUUUCAUAUACCUUAUACCAAUGUUUAUUUUUAUUUUUGUUAACUACUUCUUACAAGUUUUAUUUUCAUAAACAAAUUACUAUCGUUAUUAUGGGAAUAUUUUUUUUUGUUUCCUCAUUAUUUAUUGCAUUUCAUAAUUGACAUUAGUUACUAACAAUUUAAAAAAAAUAUUAUAUCUGAUUAAUGAUAAAUUAUGAAAACUAAAAUACUUUUUAUAUUGGGGAAAUUGCCAAAUAUGACCCAAAACUUGGUUUUAAACACAAAAGUAUACUCCAACUUAAAUCAAAUGCUAUACUAACCCAAAACAGAAUGUAUUUUUACGAAUAUAGCCCUAGAAGUCUUCUUCUGCGAUAAGACUUGCGUGAAGUUUUCUCAUAUUAUAGAUCUUAAACAUAAUUUUUUAGUUUUUUCGAAAAUUGAUAAGAGGAAAACUUUUCAACAUAUAUUAGUGAAUGUAGUGAGUCAUUAUAUUAUUUGGUUUUGGAUUUAGUAACAUAAGUUAUAGUAUUGUGUGUAUUUUUACGGUUAGAUUUUGGAAGCUAAACAUUUUUUUUUGAAAAAUUAAAAUUUGACCUCUGUGUGUUUAGUUUCGUGUAUAUUAAACACUUUCAAAGUUUAUUUUAAGUUUAAUGAAGUGUUUUUUUCUAUUUAGUUAAUCAUUUAAGUUUAGGUAUAAAUUUAGAGUUUAGAUUCUGUGCGAGUAGUAUAUUUAGAGGUAGAAGACUUCCAAGAAGGCAUCUAAUAGAAGACUUCCCUGAACGUCUUCUGAAUCGAAAAUAUUUAACCUAAAUUGACAUUUUUAUCUCCAUAUAUAUAAAAAAAUGUAAUGAUUCUCACUAUAACUCUUCAACCUCUCUUUAAUCCAUUUGAACUUGAAAACAUCAAAUUUUAUAUGAAUUUUUCAUUUUUUUGUCUCAUCUCACAAAUUUAUCUUGUUUUUGUAGAUUUUUUUAUCACAUGGCUCUUAUCUUCUACUCAUUUAAAAGUAAAUCUAUAAAUUUUUGAUAUCUAUUUUGUUUUGUUCUAUAAAGGUAGAUAUAUCUAAUCUUCCACUCAUUUUCUCAUUUUGAAGUCAUUUAAACGUUUUUUGAUAUGCAUGUUUUUCAGAUUUGGGUCUGGAUAUGCAGAUUUUUCAGAAAAGAUUAAUAAGCAUGAGUUGACAGAAGGUUAGGACAAGGCCGGCUUAGAUAGGGAGCGAGUGAUGCAACAGUCCUGGACCCAAUCCGUUGUCCUCUUAUUUCUUAAUAGAUAAGGGCCCGAUUUAAAAAAAAAUACUUGUAUUUUAAUAUUAAAAAUAAGAAAAAGGGCCAAAAUAUUUUUUAUAUGAAAGUAUUUUUUAUCUCCAUAGAUUUAUUUUAAAAAAUACUUCUGGUAUUUUGAAAAAAACAUAUAUCUAUUAGAUUUUUUAAAGAAAAAUAAUAGUUUGGAAAUUAAAUUUUUUUUUUUUGCCCAAGGGCUCAUGGCACCAUUGAACCGGCCCUGGAUUAGGAUUAAUUUGGGAACAUUUUAAAAAAUUAGGAUUUAUUUGGCGUACUUAAAAGUUCAAGUUUUUCUUAUAACCAGGAGAUGUCUGGACUUUCGGGCCCAAAUAAUCCUCCCUCCCAGACCCGAGAUCCGGCUGACACACUAAUACUAUAUAUGGUGUAACACAUCCAUCCAGCGAUGGAUCAAACCCAGAAACGAAAAACAACACUAACAUCUACGCUUAAACUAACUGAACUGUAACAUAUGUGACAAGUUGGAACUUUUUUUUACUUAUUUUUGAAAGUUCUGGAUUUAAAUGGCGUUUUCUCGUGUUUCAAAAAAAAAAAUGUUUUAAAAAAAUGGCGUUUUCUCAAUAGAUAUAUGCCGCUGUUGUUUUCCCUGAAAUAAGAACAAACAACCCUUCACUAAAGGCUAGGGACGUCAAAAUGAAAAUUUGAAAACGACAAAUCCUUUCAAAAUCUUUAUAUGAAAUCGUACGGGGAACCAACUCAGGUCACAUUGAAGCCACUUUCCUUUUUCUUUUGACAAAACCCUAAAAAGGGGUUAAUGUUUAUGUUAUAUACACUACAGAUUAUUUUGGAACAAAACUUUCACCCCAAAUAAAAGAGUUUAUUUAUCAUUUUCAUGGCAAGUAUUUAGGAAAAAAACUAAAGGACCUCUGGAUAAAAAAUAUAAUGAAAAGCAGAACUUAUUCGAGAUCCCUAAAGCAAAAUAGUGUACAUUCAAGAACAUCUUUAACUCCUGACUCUAAAAGCCCAGUCUUUAUUAUCGAAAUGGAACCAAGAUUACAUACAAAGGGACCAACUUGCAUUUCAGAGUUUUCUUUGUUAUAUUUCUGGACCAGUUGAUAUUAAUGCCAUUGGCCUAUUGCCGAGAUUACAUACAAAGGGACCAACUUGCAUACGUAUACAUAGUAAAAGUAAUUCUAAGAUGAUACUAAAAGUAGCUGCAUUUCAAGUUAAUUCGUAUAGGAUCUGGAAUUGAAAACCCUAAAAAAUAAACCCUAGGCUGAAAUUUUUUACCUGUAUAAAUUGAAUGAGGAAGAAAUGAUAUUUCUAAAUCAUACCAAAAAUCAUCUUUUGCAAGCAAAUCUACAAUUAACAAACACAAAACCAUGUCUUCGUCACUCUAUAGCUAACUAGUUUCUUGUUACACAUCUCUCAUGUAUCUACCAUUAAUAUCUAGAAAGCAGUUUUUGUCUUGGAGUCAGAAAUCAGAGUUGGACGCUUACUCCCUCUCACUUGUUUCUGGGUUUCAUCUUUUCUCUUUCCUCUUUUUAGCUGCUUCUCUCUUUUGAUGAUGUGAAAGUUGUGGUAUUAUUUCUAAAAGAAAACGCAAAUUCUUGAUUUUUGAUUUCUGAAGCUCGGUGAUGUCUUCUUCCAACAAUGAUUACAAUAAUGGUAACAGUGGAGUGUACCCUCUCUCACUUUACCUUUCUUCGCUGCCGGGCCAUCAAGGCAUCAUCCGUAAUCCCUACAAUCAUCAGUCAACAGCAUCUCCGGGUCAAAUGGUAUCAGCCGUGCCUGAGUCUCUGAUAGAUUACAUGUCGUUUAACUCAAACAGUGCUGUGAAUCAGAAAGGUUAUGAGAUUCCUGAGGUGUCGAGAGAAAUCAAGAAGGCGGUGAAGAAAGAUAGACACAGCAAGAUUCACACGGCACAAGGUCUUAGAGACAGGAGGGUAAGGCUUUCUAUUGGAGUUGCUCGACAAUUCUUCGAUCUCCAGGAUAUGUUGGGGUUUGAUAAAGCCAGUGAAACAUUGGACUGGCUUCUCAAGAAAUCAAGAAGAGGCAUCAAUGAGCUUGUCCAAGAAAAAAAGCUCAACAACAAGGAUGGAGAUUAUGGAAACAAUAGGGGUGGUGUAGAAGAGGAUGAAGAAGAUGGCGAUAAGAGCUUUGUGUAUGGUUGGAGUCCAGAUUCCUGCGAAGAAGUGGUAUAUGAGGUCAAGAAGACAGAGAAGAGCAACGUAUCUUCAAAGGGAUUAAUGGACAAAGCUAGAGGAAAGUCAAAGCAGAUAACAAGAGAGAUGGUCUAUGAUCAUCCAGAAGCCGUCUCCGAGAUCACACAAACUGAAAUCAUGGACCCAUUCAAGAGGUCUAUAAUCUUCAAUGAAGGGGAUGACAUGACACACUCUUUCUACAAGGAAGCAAUCCAAGAGUUUGAUAAUCAAGAAUGUAUCUUAACCAAGACAAAUGUCAAUCUUCCGACGGAUAUGGAUCAAAGUUACAAUCAGCAUUAUGGGACGUUUAUGUUAAAAGAUAAGGGUUCUAGCAGCAACUACAAUACCAUUCUGCCUCAAAACUUGGAUUAUGGUUAUGAUCAAAACCCUUUUAUGGAUCAACUCUUUUGUGCAGUCACCAACAGGAAUUUCCCCAGGGGGUUUCCUUAAAGGUUGAUAUUCUCCGGGCAAUAGGCAUCAAAUUUAAACAUGUAAGGAAAAUAAUCCUUUAUAUCUUUUCAAUAUAUAUUAAAUCGUUGGUUAUUUGUGUUCCUCUAGAUAUAUAUAUGCUUGUUAUCUGAUCUUAUGUGUCAUUGAUCAAGAUAGCUUUUUAUGAUUCAGUGUCUACCUUCAAAUUGUUUAGCUAUUUCAAGUGGUAUAUUGUAACCUUUAAAGUAUAAUGAAGAUGAAUCUAAAAACUAUUUAAAUAUUUGGCGAACGCCAGUCCAAGAUUCAUAAUUCGAUUAGGUGCUACACACAACAGUCCUUGAGACUAAUCAAUUUACAGUUAAUCAUCUCACAGAAAGCUCUACAUAGGGUUCGUUCCUCAAACCCUAAUUUCCAUUAUGACCCACAUAAUCACACAUGCAUGAUGAUGAAUGUUGAGGGUCCCUUAUACAAGUAUAUAUCCACACAAACACAUGAAACGUUUGAUUGAGUUAUAUGGAAAAUUGAAAUGAAACUGAGCACUAGUGUGUGUGAACCGUGGAAGCGUGCCUUUGGUUAUGAUUUGGCCAUCCAAAUAUGUGGUACAUAGAACUUAGUUUUGACACUAUAUUCUCUUGCCCAGAUAAGAAUUGUUUGUGAUGAUAUACUAUAUGCUUUUUCCUAGAUCGAAAGUAUAUAUUAAUGGCGUCUAGAGUUUGGAAAAGAGGAUAGUUAACUUCUACGGUGUGUAGUAUCAUCAAACCUUUGGAAAAGGGACUAUUAACUUCUACAUUAAAAACUAGUAUUAGGUUAAACUCAUUUGACUUAAGAUGUCAACGAGCUUUUAUUGAUUUAACUUCUAGUUAGAUUAUCUACAACUAGACUUAUGAACUUAAAUCUGAUUUAGGAAACAAUUAAUUGACAUAUAUCAGCUUUAAUUGCAGAAAAAAAUAAGAGCAUGAUUAACCCUAAGAGUUGAAAUUGGGUUCUUAAUAAUUUUUUAAUAAUUAAUGAUAGUUAAGAGGUUGUAGUUAAGAAACACUUAAUUUUUUAGCUCCAAUGGUAAAGUUCUUAAUUUGGGUUCUUAAGAAAAUUGUGGGAAGUGCCUCUUGCUCCAAUCUCUUUAAGUAAUCAUUUUAAAAAUUGUCAAUACUGAACUUAGAAAAGAAUUUGAGUAUUUAUCGUUACGUAAUGGUGAUAGUGCCGUUAUCAGGAUCAGGCUUGAUUCUAAUCUCAAGCUCACCACCAUCUCCAAGCAAUGCAGGCUCUGUCACACUCAAGAACCUCAGCUUAUCCAACUUUCACCAAAUUGAGAAGUACCAAGAAAUAAAAAUCGAAACUUUUUUGAAGAGGAACGAACUUCGGCUUGGUACUCGAACUUCUCGCCGGACACUUCCUCAGCCGUCUCCUUCUCCGCCACGGCGGCGUCGCACUUCACGGCGAAGCGGCUGCAUCUCUUCUCGAGGUUCCAGCUACAUGAAACGCUGGUUCUCAGUCCACUGCCGGCGCGAGGGAGAAACGCGGUUCUGAGAGGAGAGAGACGGGUCGGGGUGAGUGGAAGUGAAGUCAAAGGAGUCGUGUAGAGGCUUCGACUCAAAGCAGGAGCCAUUUUAGAUGAUUACAGAGAAGUAGUUGUGUAGUUGGAGUAACGUAAAGGAGAGAGAGAGAGACGAAGUGGGUUAGUGCAAGAGGGGCCUCUCCCGCAGGAUUUCAUGACACCCGCCUCUUACUUCUUUUUAUUUUUUAAAAAUAUUUUUAAUGGGUUUGGGCUUAAGAACCCACGCAAGAGGUACCGUUAAACAUGGUCUAACAGACUAUAUAGUACCUUCUUCUCAUAGAUAUGCAUUUUAAAAAAGACCAGACUGCUUUUAAGCAAAAUGUGGUCAAAUUAAUCGUGUACCAAACCUACAUUACUUAGUAAUGACAUUUACCAUUUAGACAAAAAAAGAAGAAGGUACGCGUUGUAUCCACCAAGUCCUUUUAUUAUCUAUUAUUUGCAUAAAUUUAGUUGUAUAUACAUUUAAUUUUCUUAUUUGGAACUCUACCUAUAUAGCAUUUGCUAACACAUAUGGAUGUAUAGAAAGUAUAAGUACCCUUCCAAAAGCGAUACGCUGGACUGGAACAAAAAAAUUAGUUAAACAUUACGAACCUCGUUGAAAACUCUUACCCAAUAAAACUACUUAAAAUUGAGUAUAUAUAUUAGAUGAUCCACGUAUCAUUUUCUCCUAAAUAUUUAACGAAUCAACCUUGAAGCUUUGUGCGUUGACGUUUAGAUAAAGUAUAUAGUCAGUAACCAAUUCUUGCAACGAAUUAAAAACAAAGAAAGAAAUGCUCUCUAAAAUUUAGACAAGGAUAUACAUGCAGCUCAUGCGAGAUAUAGAUACCUUUGAAAAUUGUUCAUCGUUUCUUCAGAUUUCAAAUCCGAAUAGCAUUCUGAAGCACAUAAUACCAUCUUGAUUCUUGAAGGAAUACAUAAGCAAACAAAAGAUUUUUAGUUGGUAGAAAGGAAAAAAUGAGAAUAGAGUUGGUUCUAUCUUAUAUAUAAAGUAUUUAUGUACAUACAUAUGUUAGGAGAAAACUACCAAAACUAUAUGUGGAAGAGUUGGGUCGGAUAUUCGGAUUAGCUUCAGUUUCUUGUUUUUUUUACUGACGUAUAUUCGGAUUAGCUUCCGUUUCUUACUUCUUCAAUUCUUCAAAAUCAUUUCAUUUUCUUGCUUUUUUCCACACUUCAACGAAAGUAAAAAGUGUACUGGCAAUUUAUCUCGACUUGGCUAGCUGAAUUAGUUAAGUUAUCUAUGAAUAAUCUAUAAUAUUUUAAUAAGCAAAUGCCUGGAAACUGAUUGUCUCAGAAGAUUUUGGUUGAAAACUGAGAGUAACUUUACUAUAUAAAAUUAAAUUUGUCAGACAAUCCUAUGAAAUAAA